Molecule: messenger RNA, 1297 nt
Organism: Zychaea mexicana
Lineage: Eukaryota; Fungi; Mucoromycota; Mucoromycetes; Mucorales; Lichtheimiaceae
Product: fructose-bisphosphate aldolase
Exons: 5
Coding region: 135-1211 (358 amino acids)
Biological process (GO): gluconeogenesis; glycolytic process
Cellular component (GO): cytosol
Molecular function (GO): zinc ion binding; fructose-bisphosphate aldolase activity
Source: RefSeq, a predicted model, not a curated record
UGUUUGGGUACCAUGCACCACCGCCACAUUAUCUAAUAUAAAAGGACCGGCCACCAUGGGAUCCUUUCUUUUUUCCUUUCUUCUUUUUUUUCCCUUUACUUUCUCUUCCACGUACUUUUUUCUUCUAUAAAAUCAUGGGUCUCCUCGACGUUGUUCCUGCUGGUGUCGUUACUGGCGAUAACCUUCGCAAGCUUUUUGAAUACGCCCGCGAGCACAAGUUCGCUAUUCCCGCCAUCAACUGCACUUCGACCAGCACCAUCAAUGCUGCUCUUGAAGCCGCUCGUGACCUCAAGUCGCCCAUCAUCAUCCAGUUCUCCAACGGUGGCUCUGCUUUCAUUGCUGGCAAGGGCUUGAGCAACAAGAACCAGGAAGCUUCCAUCAUUGGUGCCGUUGCUGGUGCUCAGUACGUCCGCACUGUUGCCAAGGCCUAUGGCAUUCCCGUCAUCAUCCACUCUGACCACUGUGCCAAGAAGCUCAUUCCUUGGUUCGACGGCAUGGUUGCCGCCGAUGAAGAAUACUUCAAGGCCAACGGCGAGCCUCUCUUCUCGUCGCACAUGUUGGAUCUUUCCGAAGAGCCCAAGGAGGAGAACAUUGAAAUCUGCUUGAAGUACUUGAAGCGCAUGGCACCCAUGGGCUGCUUGUUGGAGAUGGAGAUUGGUAUCACUGGUGGUGAGGAAGACGGUGUCAACAACGAAGAUGUCGAUAACGCUUCCCUUUACACCCAACCCGAAGAUAUCUGGGACAUCUACAAGGCCUUCAGCGAGGUCACUGACUUGUUCUCCAUUGCCGCUGCUUUCGGUAACGUUCACGGUGUCUAUGCCCCUGGCAACGUCAAACUUCACCCCGAAUUGUUGGAGAAGCACCAGGCUUAUGUCACUGAACAGCUCAAGAGCGAGAACCCCAAGCCCGUCUUCUUUGUCUUCCACGGUGGCUCUGGCUCGUCUGAGCAGGAAAUUGCUACUGCUGUCAACAACGGCGUUGUCAAGAUGAACGUUGACACUGAUACCCAGUGGGCUUACUGGAUCGGUCUCCGUGACUUCUACGAAGCCAAGAAGGAUUACCUCCAGACCCAGGUCGGUAACCCCGAAGGCGCCAACAAGCCUAACAAGAAGGUCUACGAUCCUAGAGUCUGGGUUCGUGAGUCCGAAAAGACCAUGAUUGCGCGUGUCCAACAGGCAUGCAAGGACUUGGGCAACGUCAACAUUUUGUAAAUAUUAUAAUAUAUAUCUCGUGCAAUGUACGCCGUCCUAUCCUCAUGUUGUAAAUAAAUGAAAUACUAUUCGUGAUCGAGUCGAAA